AUGUGGCUGCGCAGUGGGGGCAGGGACAUACGAAGGGAGCUAGUGAGUAAGGUGGGGGCAUGGGCGUGUAUGUCAGUAACACCAGCAGCAGCGGGAGCAGAGGAGCAGGACGAGCAGGCGGGGGCAGGAGCGUGCGUACCAGCAGCAGCGGGAGCGGAGGAGCGGGAUGAGCAGGUGGGGUCAGAAGCGUACGUACCAGCAGCAGCGGGAGCGGAGGAGCGGGAUGAGCAGGUGGGGGCAGAAGCGUGCGUACCAGCAGCAGCAGGAGCGAAGGAGCGGGAUGAGCAGGUGGGGGCAGAAGAGUGCGUCCCAGCAGCAGCAGGAGCGAAGGAGCGGGAUGAGCAGGUGGGGGCAGAAGCGUGCGUGCCAGCAGCAGCGGGAGCGGAGGAGCGGGAUGAGCAGGUGGGGGCAGAAGCGUGUGCAUUAGCAGCGGCGGAAGCGGGAGGGAAGAACGAGAAGGUGGGGGCAUGGUCGGGUGUACCAGUGGCAGCAGAAGCGGAAGGGAGGGAAGGGAAGGUGGGGGCACAGGCGGGCAUGACAGCAGUAGCGGAAGCGGAAAGCGGGGCAGUGAAGGUGGGGGCACAGGCGUGCAUGACAUCAGUAGCGGAAGUGGAAAGCGGGGCAGUGAAGGUGGGGGCACAGGCGGGCAUGACAGCAGUAGAGGAAGCGGAAAGCGGGGUAGUGAAGGUGGGGGCACAGGCGGGCAUGACAGCAGUAGCAGAAGCGGAAAGCGGGGCAGUGAAGGUGGGGGCACAGGCGUGCAUGACAGCAGUAGCGGAAGCGGAAAGCGGGGCAGUGAAGGCGUGUGCAGUAGCAGCACCAGAAGAGGAAGGGAAAGAAGCGAGGUUGGGGGCACAGGCGUGUGCAGUAGCAGCAGCAGAAGAGGAAGGGAAAGACGAGAAUUUGGGGGGCACAGGCGUGUGUAGUAGCAGCAGCAGAAGAGGAAGGGAAGGAGAGAAGUUGGGGCACAGACGUGUGCAGCGGCAGCAGCAGAAGAGGAAAGGAAGGAAGAGACGUUGGGGACACAGGCGUGUGCAGCAGCAGCAGCAGAAAAGGAAGGGAAAGAAGAGAAUUUGGAGACACAGGCGUGUGGAGCAGCAGCAGAAGAAGAGGAAGGGAAGGAAGAGAAAGUAG
Closterium sp. Naga37s-1 is the source of this 1134-nucleotide messenger RNA. NCBI's taxonomy places the organism in Eukaryota, Viridiplantae, Streptophyta, Zygnematophyceae, Desmidiales, Closteriaceae. The record is from the annotation of a GenBank genome assembly.